Messenger RNA from Drechmeria coniospora, 1665 nucleotides. RefSeq names its product serine/threonine protein kinase. The coding region runs from base 1 to 1665 and encodes 554 amino acids. The transcript has a single exon. Gene Ontology annotation, biological process: protein phosphorylation; intracellular signal transduction. Lineage: Eukaryota; Fungi; Ascomycota; Sordariomycetes; Hypocreales; Ophiocordycipitaceae. The record is from RefSeq and is a predicted model, not a curated record. Gene Ontology annotation, molecular function: protein serine/threonine kinase activity; ATP binding.
AUGCAGUCCCAGCUCGACCCGUUGCCCAAGGAGCUUCCCUUUCGCAUCGUCUCCAAGACGGUGGGCCGCGGUGCCUACGCCUCGUAUGUCACGCCACCCCUCCCCUCCAACGCUUGGGUGCCGCUGCCAGGGCUAACACGCUCGUCCACCAGCAUCAAGAAGGCGGUCCCCCUCGACUCCCAGACACCCGUCUUCGCCGUCAAGCUCAUCCACAAGGGCUACGCCACCAGGCAUGGACGAGUCUCGGCCAAGCAGAUCGCCAUGGAGGUCUCGCUGCACUCUCACAUCGGCCAGCACCCCAACGUCAUCGAGUGGUUCGCCUCGGGCGAGGACCCGGUCUGGCGCUGGAUCGCCAUGGAGUUCGCCGAGGGCGGCGACCUCUUCGACAAGAUCGAGGCCGACGUCGGCGUCCGCCAGGACAUCGCCCAGCUCUACUUCGUGCAGCUCGUGAGCGGCGUCAGCUUCAUGCACUCCAAGGGCGUCGCCCACCGCGAUCUCAAGCCCGAGAACAUCCUGCUCUCCUCCGACGGCAGCCUGAAGCUGGCCGACUUCGGCAUGGCCACCAUGUUCGAGUACAAGGGCCAAAAGAAGACGAGCUCGACGCUCUGCGGAAGCCCCCCGUACAUUGCACCGGAGAUUCUCGCCUGCGGCAAGGCGGACAAGAGCAAGUACGCGCCCGAGCUGGCCGACCUCUGGUCUUGCGGCGUCAUCCUCUUCGUCCUCCUCGUCGGCAACACGCCCUGGGAUGAGCCGUCGCCGGGCAGCUGGGAAUUCAACGAGUUCGUCCGCACCUUCGGCCACAGCACAGACGCCCUCUGGGACAGGGUACCGCCCGAGGCUCUCUCCCUUUUGCGAGGCAUCAUGUCUGUCGAUCCCGCGAAACGAUUCAACUUUCCGCAGAUCCGGCAGCAUCCCUGGUACACCCGUCACAACGGUCUCCUCACCUCGGACGGCAAGGUUUCCGACCCCAUCAAUCUCGCGACCCAGAUGCUGGAGAACUUGCGCAUCGACCUUCACCACCAGCCGCCCUCGGCGUCCCAGCGACAGGCCGCCGCCGCGGACGGCACCGAUGUUGACAUGGGCCUCAACGCUGGUCGCUUCUCGUCGACGCAGCCAGAAGCACCCAUCGUCGACGAGGAUUGGGAUUGGGAGGAGCCCGUGCUCCGUUCCAUGGCCAUCCCAGCCUCGUCGUUGCCCUCGCGCGCCGCCGACGCUGGCCGUGUCGCCCUCGGCACUCUGGCAGACGAGCCUUCCAUGUCGCAGUUCUCCCAUACGCCCGGUCCCUCCAUGACCCUCACCCAGCAAGCUCGUCGAUUUCGCGACAUUUGCCCCCCCGAGUCCCUCACUCGCUUCUUCUCCCACGUACCGCCAGCCCACCUUGUGCAGAUGCUUACCGGUGCCCUGCACCAGCUCAACGUGCCGCUGGGCACCGUCGCACCCAACUUGUACGGCAGCCCGAUCGCCAACAUCAAGGUCAAGGCUCUCGACGGCCGGCAGCAGAGCCUGCACGGCGAGAUUAAAGUUGACAAGCAGCCGUUGCCGGACGGUACUGAGGUUCUCGAUGUUCGGUUCGUCAAGAUCAAGGGAGAUCCGCUCGAGUGGCGACGCUUCUUCAAGAAGAUGGUCGUCCUUUGCAAGGAUGGCGUGUAUGUUCCCGAUUCCUAG